UGCCGCCCCUUCGAGGGAGGGCAGCGGACGUGACGCAGAGCUCGGCAGGUCCUGCAGCCCGGCUGAAGUGCGGGCUCGGGCCCCAUGUGCCUUCAGUCCCGGCCGGCCCAGGUCGCCGGCUUCUACAGACUCCAGGGGACCGCAGCGGCAGCGCCGCGCCUGCGCCCUGAGCGGAGUCAUGUCCGGUAACGGCGGCGCGGCCACAACCGCGGAAGAAAACGACUCAACCAUGAGGGUGAUUCGAGUGGGCACCCGGAAGAGCCAGCUGGCUCGCAUACAGACAGACACUGUGGUGGCCAUGCUGAAAACCCUGUACCCUGGCAUACAGUUUGAAAUCGUUGCUAUGUCCACCACAGGAGACAAGAUUCUUGAUACUGCACUCUCUAAGAUUGGAGAGAAGAGCCUGUUUACCAAGGAGCUAGAGAAUGCCCUGGAAAAAAAUGAAGUGGACCUGGUUGUUCACUCCCUGAAGGAUGUGCCUACCGUACUACCUCCUGGCUUUACCAUUGGAGCCAUCUGCAAACGGGAAAACCCUUGUGAUGCUGUUGUCUUUCACCCAAAGUUUAUUGGAAAGACCCUGGAAACCUUGCCAGAGAAAAGUGCCGUGGGCACCAGCUCCCUGAGGAGAGUGGCUCAGCUACAGAGAAAGUUCCCCCACUUGGAAUUCAAGAGUAUCCGGGGAAACCUCAACACCCGCCUACGGAAGCUGGACGAGCUGCAGGAGUUUAGUGCCAUUAUCCUGGCUGUGGCUGGCCUGCAGCGCAUGGGCUGGCAGAACCGGGUGGGCCAGAUCUUGCACCCAGAGGAAUGCAUGUACGCGGUGGGUCAGGGAGCCCUAGCUGUGGAAGUUCGAGCCAAGGACCAGGAUAUCUUGGACCUAGUGAGUGUGUUGCAUGAUCCUGAAACUCUGCUUCGCUGUAUUGCUGAAAGGGCUUUUCUGAGACACCUGGAAGGUGGCUGUAGCGUGCCAGUAGCAGUGCAUACAGUGAUGAAGGAUGGGCAGCUGUACCUGACUGGUGGAGUCUGGAGUCUAGAUGGCUCAGAUAGCAUGCAAGAGACCAUGCAGGCCACCAUCCAGGUCCCUGUUCAGCAUGAAGAUGGUCCAGAGGAUGACCCACAGCUGGUUGGAAUUACUGCCCAGAACAUUCCAAGAGGAGCCCAGCUAGCUGCUGAAAAUCUGGGCAUCAGCCUGGCCAGCUUGUUGCUCAACAAAGGAGCCAAGAACAUCCUGGAUGUUGCACGGCAGCUUAAUGAUGCGAGCUAACUGGUCUGUCGGGCACAGGAACCCCCGGCUGCCACUCCAGUGCCUGCCUACAUCUGGCUUUCAAGUGCCCUGUGCUCCUUAACUAGGGGUGUGAUUAUCCCAGGAGAUUGACCCACAGGGUUGUUGAGACUUCCACUUUGGAAGAUAUGCCUCACCUUGGGGCCUCCAUGACUGCCUUUCCCUCAAUAGUUGGGGGCUUCAUCUCUUUAGAGAAAAAGUCCAUGCCAACCUUUGAAUGUAACCAAUGGCGCUAAUAAACCAGUUCAGAAUGUGGUUCUGAUGGGAGUUGGGGUAAGAUAUAAAUAAACCCAAAGCCCUUUCUUUAAACCUGA
Molecule: messenger RNA, 1596 nt
Organism: Grammomys surdaster
Lineage: Eukaryota; Metazoa; Chordata; Mammalia; Rodentia; Muridae
Gene: Hmbs
Product: hydroxymethylbilane synthase
Exons: 14
Coding region: 179-1264 (361 amino acids)
Biological process (GO): heme biosynthetic process
Cellular component (GO): cytoplasm
Molecular function (GO): hydroxymethylbilane synthase activity
Source: RefSeq, a predicted model, not a curated record